This is a messenger RNA of Lepus europaeus (European hare), 4459 nucleotides long. RefSeq names its product WD repeat domain 11 (gene WDR11). The record is from RefSeq and is a predicted model, not a curated record. Lineage: Eukaryota; Metazoa; Chordata; Mammalia; Lagomorpha; Leporidae. Gene Ontology annotation, cellular component: cytoplasm. The transcript has 29 exons. Gene Ontology annotation, molecular function: protein binding. The coding region runs from base 59 to 3718 and encodes 1219 amino acids.
CGCGAGCCCGCCGCUUCCUGGUUGCGGGUCGGAGGGCAGGGCCGGCGUCGCCGCUGAGAUGUUGCCCUACACCGUGAACUUCAAGGUGUCCGCGCGCACCAUCACGGGGGCCCUCAGUGCCCACAACAAGACGGCGGUGGACUGGGGCUGGCAAGGUUUAAUUGCAUAUGGAUGUCAUUCCCUUGUGGUAGUCAUUGAUUCCAAUACUGCCCAAACUCUUCAAGUUUUAGAAAAACAUAAAGCCGAUGUUGUCAAGGUUAAAUGGGCCAGGGAGAACUACCACCAUAACAUUGGCUCCCCAUAUUGCCUGCGCUUAGCUUCUGCUGAUGUCGCUGGGAAGAUCAUCGUGUGGGACGUAGCCGCGGGAGUGGCGCAGUGUGAGAUCCAGGAGCACGCCAAGCCUAUUCAGGAUGUGCAGUGGCUGUGGAAUCAAGAUGCUUCCCGGGACUUACUGCUUGCCGUCCACCCACCGAACUACAUUGUGCUCUGGAAUGCAGACACUGGCACCAAGCUCUGGAAGAAGAGCUAUGCAGAUAACAUUCUUUCUUUCUCUUUUGACCCUUUUGAUCCUUCACAUUUAACUUUGCUUACCAGCGAGGGUAUUGUGUUCAUCUCAGACUUCUCUCCAUCCAAGCCUCCCUCAGGCCCAGGGAAAAAGGUUUACAUUUCCAGCCCACACUCCAGCCCAGCUCAUAAUAAGUUGGCUGCAGCCACAGGUGCCAAGAAGGCUCUUAAUAAAGUAAAGAUUUUAAUCACACAGGAGAAACCUAGUGCAGAAUUCAUAACACUCAAUGAUUGCCUUCAAUUGGCAUAUCUGCCUUCGAAAAGGAAUCACAUGUUGUUACUCUAUCCUCGAGAGAUUUUAAUCCUUGACCUUGAGGUGAAUCAAACAGUGGGUGUGAUUGCAAUAGAACGAACAGGAGUUCCAUUUCUGCAGGUAAUACCCUGCUUUCAGCGUGAUGGUUUAUUUUGUCUACAUGAAAAUGGUUGUAUAACUUUACGUGUUCGAAGAUCUUACAAUAGCAUUUUCACCUCUUCAAAUGAGGAACCAGAUCCAGAUCCUGUUCAGGAGCUUACUUACGAUUUACGAAGCCAGUGUGAUGCAAUCAGGGUGACCAAAACGGUCCGUCCCUUCAGCAUGGUGUGCUGCCCUGUCAAUGAGAAUGCAGCAGCCCUCAUAGUGAGUGAUGGCAGGGUCAUGAUAUGGGAACUCAAGUCUGCGGUUUGUAAUAGAAAUUCACGGAGCAGUAGCUCUGGUGCGUCCCCUCUGUAUUCACCAGUGUCUUUCUGUGGAAUCCCUGUAGGAGUGCUACAGAACAAGCUCCCAGACCUGUCCUUAGAUAACAUGAUUGGGCAAAGUGCAAUUGCUGGGGAAGAGCAUCCCAAAGGCUCCGUACUACAGGAAGUGCACCUCAAAUUCCUGCUCACAGGGCUGCUUUCAGGGCUGCCCUCCCCACAGUUCGCUAUCCGGAUGUGCCCACCACUGACCACCAAAAACAUCAAGAUGUAUCAGCCGCUGCUUGCUGUUGGUACAAGUAAUGGUUCCGUCCUGGUGUACCACCUGACCAGUGGGCUGUUGCACAAGGAGUUAAGUGUGCAUUCCUGUGAAGUCAAGGGUAUUGAAUGGACAAGUUUGACUGGUUUUCUUUCUUUUGCUACCUCAACACCGAACAAUAUGGGAUUAGUGAGAAAUGAACUUCAACUGGUUGAUCUUCCAACAGGCAGGAGCAUUGCUUUUCGUGGUGAACGAGGCAAUGAUGAGUCGCCCAUGGAAAUGAUCAAAGUAUCACAUCUGAAGCAGUAUUUGGCAGUUGUGUUCAAAGAUAAGCCGCUGGAGUUAUGGGAUGUUAGGACUUGCACCCUUCUUAGAGAAAUGUCCAAAAACUUCCCUGCAAUAACUGCUUUGGAGUGGUCCCCAUCUCACAACCUGAAGAGCCUGAGGAAGAAACAACUUGCCACCCGAGAGGCCAUGGCCCGCCAGACUGUCGUCUCCGACGCAGAGCUGAGCAUCGUUGAGUCGUCUGUGAUCAGCUUGUUGCAGGAGGCAGAAAGUAAAUCUGAACUCACUCAGAACAUCUCUGCCCGGGAGCAUUUUGUGUUUACCGAUAACGAUGGCCAAGUUUAUCAUCUCACUGUUGAAGGAAACUCCGUAAAAGACAGUGCUCGUAUUCCACCAGAUGGAAGCAUGGGGAGCAUCACCUGCAUUGCUUGGAAAGGCGACACACUGGUUCUUGGAGACAUGGAUGGAAAUUUAAACUUCUGGGAUUUGAAAGGCAGAGUCUCCAGAGGGAUACCUACACAUCGAAGUUGGGUGAGGAAGAUUCGUUUUGCCCCUGGCAAAGGAAAUCAGAAGUUAAUAGCAAUGUACAAUGAUGGUGCUGAAGUGUGGGAUACUAAAGAGGUUCAAAUGGUGAGCAGUUUAAGAAGUGGAAGAAACGUGACCUUCCGCAUAUUGGACGUGGACUGGUGCACGUCGGAUAAGGUGAUCUUGGCGUCAGAUGACGGGUGCAUCCGAGUCCUGGAGAUGUCCAUGAAGUCCACGUGUUUCAGAAUAGAUGAGCAGGAGCUCAGCGAGCCUGUGUGGUGUCCAUAUCUGCUCGUCCCCAGGGCCUCCCUUGCCUUGAAAGCCUUCCUGCUACACCAGCCUUGGGAUGGACGGUAUUCUUUGGACAUUUCUCACGUUGAUUACCCAGAAAAUGAAGAAAUAAAGACUCUCCUUCAGGAGCAGUUGAAUUCGUUGUCCAAUGACAUAAAGAAACUCCUGCUUGAUCCAGAAUUCACUCUCCUGCAGAGGUGCCUGCUUGUGUCAAGGCUUUAUGGGGAUGAAUCGGAGCUGCACUUCUGGACGGUGGCGGCCCAUUACCUGCACAGCCUGUCCCAGGACAAGCCCACCGGCACAGCAGCCACGAAGGACAAGUUGAACAACCCUCUCGAUAUAUGUUACGACAUACUCUGUGAAAAUGCCUAUUUUCAGAAAUUUCAGCUGGAAAGGGUUAAUCUGCAGGAAGUGAAGAGGUCAACUUAUGACCACACAAGGAAAUGCACAGACCAGCUGCUGCUCUUGGGUCAAACAGACAGAGCUGUGCAGCUGCUGUUGGAAACAAGUGCCGAUAACCAGCACUAUUACUGUGACUCCCUGAAGGCCUGCCUGGUUACCACUGUCACCUCGUCGGGCCCCUCUCAGAGCACCAUUAAGCUGGUGGCGACUAACAUGAUUGCCAAUGGCAAGCUGGCAGAGGGCGUUCAGUUGCUCUGCCUGAUAGACAAGGCCGCCGACGCCUGCCGCUACCUGCAGACGUACGGCGAGUGGAAUCGCGCAGCCUGGCUCGCAAAGGUCCGCCUAAGUUCUGAAGAGUGUGCCGAUGUUCUGAAACGGUGGGUCGACCACCUGUGUUCUCCGCAAGUCAAUCAGAAGUCCAAGGCCCUGCUGGUCCUGCUCUCCCUGGGCUGUUUUUCCAGUGUGGCAGAGACACUUCACAGCAUGAGGUACUUCGACAGAGCGGCCCUGUUUGUGGAAGCGUGCCUGGAGUAUGGCGCCUUCGCAGGCGGCGAGCACACGGAGAGGCUCAUUUCUGCCAUCUACACAGACUACGCCCGAAGUUUGAAGAACCUCGGCUUUAAACAGGGAGCCGCUCUUUUUGCUUCUAAAGCUGGAGCAGCUGGCAAAGAGCUGUUGGCGGAGCUGGAAUCCCCCAAGCAGGAGCCCAGAGAAGAGUGACAGGCUGACUUGGGAGGCAGGGCGGGAGCGCGAGCUAAUCCGCCGUGGUCACGGUCAUGCUCACAGUUACAGUCCAGACAAUGAGGAAGGCAGGGUCCCAUGAGCUGGCCAAGGCCUCCUGAGGCUGGCCGUGCACUUAGACUAGGAGCAAGUUCCUUGUCCUGUGUAGAUUUCCAAAAAAUGAACGCUUCCGAUUUUACAAGUGGGUCGUCUUUAUACUUUUGGGAAGAGAGCUUUAAGAAUCCCUGGAAAGACUUAAUUUUUUAAAACUUAAGAUUGAAGAGACUGAAGUGCUUUUCUCGUUGACUAAAGAUGCCGAAGAACAGGUUUACGGUGCUGCUGCUCGAAUCUGUGCUGGCCUGUUUGUGUCCAGCCAGGACACAGGCAGGACAGAGCUGCUCACGACAGCGACCACAGCUUGCUGUGUUCUCACCUUGAAAAUGCAUUUGAUUCCUUGGUUCAGGCAGUUACCAAAAUUUUGUAAUUUCAGGCCCAUAGGUCAUAGGGAGGUUGGAAGUUCCACGUUUGGCUCCGGUAUGUGGCGUCUUUGGUAUUUUGAAUUUUAACUCCUCCUAUGAUGCAUUACGUAACCUCAUUUUUGAAGUCUCUCUCUUUGUACUUUAAUUUUCUGUCUUUGUGUUUUUUAGUAGCUGAAAUAUAUGAGAUGUAGCUAUUAUAAAUUAUUGCUGGGAAUUUGAAUGUCUGUAACUUAGAAAAACGAUAAAUAAAAAGAACAUUCCA